Prosopis cineraria is the source of this 3635-nucleotide messenger RNA. Its product is annotated as stem-specific protein TSJT1-like. NCBI's taxonomy places the organism in Eukaryota, Viridiplantae, Streptophyta, Magnoliopsida, Fabales, Fabaceae. The transcript is spliced from 5 exons. The record is from RefSeq and is a predicted model, not a curated record. Bases 2796 to 3560 code for a protein of 254 amino acids.
AUAGAUUGCAUGGAACUUGGUUAUUGAGUUAUUAUACUCACCUCUCAUUUUUUAAUAUUUUUAAGGCCUAGCUCAUUGGAUUCAAAUUGGAAAAACGUGCUAAGGCUUAGGAUUGUAGAGUAAAUCUUACUUGUACGCCUCAUUGUGUUGUUUAUGUGUAUUAUUGUUGUUAAUUUGCCAACUAUGAAUCAUAUGAUUGUUUUAAGGUACUUGCAUUAUUAUUGUGUACAAUUUGUGUAUUUUGUGCCUUGAGUUAGUGAAUUGUAGUUAUAAAACCUUAUAUAGGGUUAAAAUAUUUGCCCAAGUAAUAUAAAGUAUAUUUUAAGUUGUUAUUAGUGAAUAUGAAUGAUUUGAACAAGAAUUUUCUUCCCCUUGUGUUUUAUGAAAUUAGGAGUUGAGCGUUGAAAAUGUGUUGUACAUGUUAUUGGAGUAUUGUGAUGUGUUGCACAAGCCUUGUUAAGUUUAUUGAGUAUGGUCUAGGGGUGGUUGUGAGCUUAUGGCACUUGGUUGUGAUUUUGAACACCCUAAUUAUGUUUUAAAAGUAUAAAUAUAUAAGUUUGCAUUUUUGCAUCCAACUUUUGAUUGAGAAAUGAUUUGAUGUAAAACUAGUGCUAUUAGUUAAAGUUUAGAGAAAGCUUUUUGUAAACACAUCACCUCAAUCGGACGUCGGAUGAAAAUUUAAGGCAUGUCAAAAAUUUGAUCAAAAAAACUGCCAUGACAACAAUUAUGGGCUUUUGCAUUUUAUACCACAGUAUAAAAUUUUAUGUUGCAAUGUAUUAUGGCAGAAUCACUACUUUUGCUUUUUUGAUCCCAAUUUGAUAUUAUAUUACCUUGUAUGAUAUCCAUGCUUUCGUAUGCAUGUUUUCCUCUGAAUUUUUUUUAUGAAAUGAUUUUUUUAACAUGUUAUGUUUUAAAAAUUUGGAAUCCCAUUUAUAUAAAUUUUACAAAUUUGGUAAUUCAAUCAAGUUAGUCCCAUGAUUACCUUAAUUUUGAAGUUAAUGGUAGAUUAGUAAGGGUGACCCUACAAUACACAUAAUUAUAUAUGCUUUACAAAUGGAAACAAGCUCAUAAACAUGAACAUUUUCCAAAAGACCCAUCCUAACAAUUCUCCUAAUCUAGUCAUCCUAGCCUUCUUCUCCUGCAAUGCUACCUUCUUCUCCAACAAUAUCAUCUUCUUUUACCACUUUGUCCUUGCCUCUUAAUUCUCUCAAAUUUGCAAUGCGUCUAUCUUCUUCAAGUCUUUCAUGCCAAAUGUGUUUGAAACAUUACAAAUUUUCUACUAAAAAUUUACUUUAAAGAGCAUGUUUGAUGUAAUUUGCCAUUUUAAUGUUUGAUUAGAAAAGUACAUUGGAACACAUGCCAAUGUCUUAUCAGGGUGACUUUAAAACAUUUAAACAGAACUUUCACUUUUAAAGGAAAGAUUGGAGCAACAUCAUGAACUUUGAAACAUCAGUAUUUCAACAAGGAAAGCACAUUAUCAUCACAUACAUGAGUUUGAAAAUUAAACUUAAUAGAACAAUGUAUUAAAAAAAAUAUUACAAGUUUCUAUCAUACAAUAAGGACUAAAUUGUUAUUAAAAAAAGCAAAUAUAUUUCAAAGAGCCUUCAUUCUUAGGGGAAAGGAAAAUAGAACCCCUAAGGAAAAAUUUUUCCAAGCAACUUUUCUUGUCAAUCUAUCUCAUCCUUGAAUAAGAAAUAAUUGAAUAGCAUCAUUCAUAGUUAUAAGCUAUAAAGAGAAAACAAGGUAGAUAAAAAAUAAGAAAUAGUUGACAAAAUCAAAGAGUCUUUAUGAACGGUCUUCAAAUUAAUAGAUAAAUCAAAAGCUUAAAAGCCUUUACUAUGUUGAAAUGUCCACAAAACCAUAAGACAAAAAUCCAUAACAAAGCUAGGAUGGAAAUAGCAGAAAAGAAAUAUUGGCAAAAAAAAAAAGUGAAUGAUGAAAUUGAAAUUGAUCAAUAAUUCCACCAGCAUAAAGGCAUCAAUCUUAAGCAUAGUACACUCACAACUUCUAUGGGAGUGAGUCAAGUAACAUGUAUAUAGUUGUAAGUCGGUAUAACAAUCCUCAAGCUUCUUAAUAGAUAAGCAAGUAUAACAAGAGUUUCAAUCAAGAUUUGUAAACAAGUAUAUCAAUUUCCAUGCAAGAAAUAGAUAAUCACAAUAGGCAAAUACAUAACCCAAUAUCAAUUAGAAAGAGAAAGUUAGUUUGAACCCAAAAUCAAACUAGCACCAAGAAUUGGGAAUUGACACUCAAGGUAGUUCAUAGCUAUAUCUACAUCAUCGAGGCUUGAAGCAAUGAACUUCCUCUUCUCAGCCAUGUCGAACGACACGCAAGAGGGUUAGUUUGAAAAUCAUAGCAUAGAACUAUGAUAGUGCAAACACGAAUCUUGUCAUCUAUCAAAGAGAGUGGGAAUCGAUGAUGAUAGAAUAUGGAGAGAGAGGCCAAAGAGCGGUUUUGAAGAGGCCAACACUAGGAAUGGUCCUAUAAGGAGAGGAAGAAGUGUUGUCGAUGGUCUAAAAGUUGAUGGAUAUCAUGAUGGGCAUUGGAAUCUGGCAGAGAGAUGGGAGAGGAUUUGGUGAGGGCAUUUUGGUCAAUUUGAAACUUCAAAUUAAUGCCACCGAAGGACCUCAAUUUUUAAUCUAUCCCAUUCCUUCUCAACAAAAUGAAAUCUGGUUCUCCAUUGCCACUCGUCUACGGCCUUCUGAAUUUUUCUUGACAUUUCUUGUGGAAAAAAAGCUCACGGCCUUCAUGCCCUCAAGUUUUUGCAAGUUUUUGUUGAAGGAACUUCUCGCCAAAAGAUGUUGGCUGUGUUUGAAAAAGCCACAGGAAAACCUCCAGUGGAGCUGGGUCUUCCCUCCACGGGGUCGGAAAAUUCUAAGUCCCCACGAGAAAUCUUAGAGAUUUUUCUGUCGAUGCGGUCGGAUUCUGCUCUUUACAACCUGCCGCAUGGGAAUUUCAUGGUUCUGUCUCAUCAAGAAGAAAAUCCAAUGCACCCCAGGUCCAUUUUUGUUAUGGACGAUAUCUUCUGCAUAUUUGUAGGGACUCUAGCGAACGUUGCUGAUCUUAGGCACUACUAUGGCCUGCCUAGGCAAGCCACGGAAGCCAUGAUCGUGGUUGAAGCUUACAAAGUUCUGAGAGAUCGAGCUCCUUAUCCUCCUGAUCAAGUUGUCAAAGACCUUGAUGGCAAAUUCGCAUUCAUCAUCUUUGAUAACAGAACCAACACUCUUUUUGCAGCCAGAGAUCGAGAAGGAAAUGUGGAAUUUGAAUGGGGAAUGGCAAAGGAUGGAUCUUUGGUCUGCUCAGAUGACCCUAACAUCAUAAGACACGGCUGUGGAAAAUCUUCUUCACCUUUUCCUCCUGGGUGUAUGUUCAUGAAUGGAAGUGGAUUGACAAGUUUCGAUCACCCACUUCACAAGGUUCGAGCCAUGGCUCAUGAAGAUGACAAGGGAAACAUCUCAAGUGUGUAUUUCCAGGUGGAUUUAUUCUCAAGGAUUCCCAGCAUUCCUCGCACUGGAAGUGCAUCCAAUUGGGCUGAUACUGCAACGGUCAAUGGAGGACAAUAAAUUAAUUGUUUAAUUAAUGUUUCCAAAGCAUAAACCAAUACAAACUUGUGCUGUUUGUAACCAAUAAUCACAAAA